AUGCAUCACCUUGGUCAUGCCCUAUUAAGCUUGUCGGGCCAUUUGGCUUUGACUGCUGCAUUUCGCUGUGGGAAUCAUUACGACGCAGUCAUCAUUGGCGGUGGUGCGUCAGAUACAUACACAGCUGUCCGAAUAAAAGUCGAGGGCAAAAGAGUUUCAUUGAUUGAGCGAGAGGACCAUCUGGGUGGCCAAGUCAACACGUACAUCGACCUAACCACGCAGCAGCCUUUCGACCACGGCGUGCUCAUCUACGAGAACAUCUCCGUCUUGCGAACUUUUUUCGACUCCGUGAAAGCACCCUACAAAAGUGCAGGACCGUUCCUCCCAGGCAUGAAAGACGCCUACGUCGAUUUUGCAUCGAAACAAGCCGUUUUGCCCGCCCAAGCCGCUGCCAUAUCAGGAAACGCAACAGAGCAGACGACGAUCUACAUCGAGCAACUGAAAAGAUUCCCAUACCUCUCAGAAGCAGGCUGCCAUCUCCCCGAUCCCGUGCUAGAAGAGCUGAUAAUCCCCUUCGGCGACUGGUUGGAGAAAUACAACAUCAAGGGCCUUGCAGCUGGUCUUUUCAAUUUCGAUUAUGCGGGAAUAUCCUUGCUCAGCCUGCGUUGUAUAUGCUAA
Zasmidium cellare ATCC 36951 is the source of this 618-nucleotide messenger RNA. RefSeq lists its product as uncharacterized. The transcript has a single exon. The record is from RefSeq and is a predicted model, not a curated record. Bases 1 to 618 code for a protein of 205 amino acids. NCBI's taxonomy places the organism in Eukaryota, Fungi, Ascomycota, Dothideomycetes, Mycosphaerellales, Mycosphaerellaceae.